Molecule: messenger RNA, 1258 nt
Organism: Paecilomyces variotii
Lineage: Eukaryota; Fungi; Ascomycota; Eurotiomycetes; Eurotiales; Thermoascaceae
Exons: 1
Coding region: 15-782 (255 amino acids)
Source: RefSeq, a predicted model, not a curated record
UCCGCUUGUUGGCCAUGCCUCUGCCUACGGUGAUGUACUACUUUGGCGCCGUUCAUCUCUCCCUCGAUAUCCUGCGGAUGCGCGGCUAUAAAGCCCCCUUCCGCAUCUCGUCCACGCCACGAGGGUCCCCCAUGCCCACUGCUCUUUACGUCCUUAUCGAAGACAUCGUCGCAGUCGACGGCGGAGGUGGUCAGAAAUAUCGAUACGCACUGCGCACACGGUACCUUUCCAGUCCAUACUUCCGGCAUAUGCUGUUUGAGAUGAAUUGCUUCUGGGCAGGAGGUUCCCUUAUUUUUGCUGGAGCUAUCACUGCCAUUGUUUUCACCACCCCUAGAAAUGUCGCGUACACUGUGAGUCAAUCCAUCUAUGGACUUCCCCACGACGAAAUACUAACUGCUCUGCAGCUAGGCUGGGCCUUGCCGUUUGCCUGGGCAGGUGUUUGGACGGCUAUUACCAUUCCCUGGGUUCAGUCUGAUCUCCGGCGCGAGAAAGCAGCUUGGGCGGAGCACCGUGGUCUUGGUGGCAUCCCUUACACUGACGAUAUCAACGCCCCCACCCCUCCUACUCGUUUCGAAUCCGUUCAGGACCGGUUGAGCUUUCUACCUUUCCAUCGUGAGAAGCAGUCUGCACCGACCUCAUCGGAUGACCGAGAAGAUGGCCCUUCGAGAGAUGACAUGGAUGGACAGGUUGACGAUAAAGACACUGAGCAGUCGCACGAAUUGCAAACACAGCAUACUCACCGAGAUCAGCAACCGCAUCAGGAGCAACAGGCGCAGUCAUAGUACCUUUGAUCGUUAUUACCAUGUUCUUGAUACCCCCCAUUUCCCCCGCGGAUGGUGUUCGUUGAGCUAUUAAGGCCCAGUCAAUAAUUUUUUUCCCCUUGAUGAUACGAUAUUUACGAUUGAUAUGUUCCAUGUUCUACACCCGCUGUAGCCCAUUCCCUUUCUAAUCUAUUCCCAUCAUAAGGUUUGCCUUCUGAAGAAUGUGUUGAUAUAUAUAUAUCUAUACAUUUGGUUCUAUCAAAUCAGCAUGGGCGAUGCCUGAUUCUUGGAUUCUUCAUCAAAACACUGCAAUACCCUUCCAUGAAGGCACCAUAUCUUUCUCCCUAAACCAUGUACUAUAUAUACUACGCUAUUAUGUUUCACGCUGAUGUAACCCCCUUGCAUACGGCAACUAGGUGAACUGGUCAACCAGACCACGAAUGAAGAAUUCAUUUUAACGCUUCGAGCGCAAAAAUUACUAUGAUUUAAAAACUGUC